AUGAGAGGACUGACUCUAUGGCCGAUAGUUGUCAUUGCCAUUUCUUUGUGUGAGCCGGUUUAUGCCAAGGAGUACAGAGUGCAAGAUGCGCCCGAGUGUGCUAUGAAAUGCCUCGACAAGUUCCUCGAAAGACCGAUAUUCUCCGACGCCAGCAUCGAACGCCUAUGCAACGUGACAACGGUCAGCGACAAUGUUCUUAUAUGCGUCAGAGGGGGUUGCAGUGUGAAGGAUCUUUUGGAGUACAUGAGAGAAGAGCGCGUGUCUUGCAAUAGACUAGACAUCGACAACGACCACAACAUCAGAGCUAUCAACUUUUUUAUCCUUGGAGCGAUACUCGUCUCAAUAAGUAUAAGAUUGUCGACAAAGUUUCACCGAUUCACAAAAUGGGGUGUAGAUGAUUAUUUAAUUAUCCCUGCAGCAAUUCUUGCAGCGAUACAAACAAUACUUAUGAUUCUUAUGACAUGGUCCGGCCUAGGACAUGACAUCUGGACGAUAAGCGAAGAAACAACAACCCGAUUCUUCAUAUAUCUCCUUGUCGUCGAAUUCACAUACGUUCUCAGCUUGUGUCUAAUCAAACUGUCGAUCCUAUUCUUUUUCCUCCGCAUUUUCCCCGACCCAACAUUUAUCACAAUUAUUAGAUGGACCAUCGCACUUACUAUUCUCUCCACAACCAUCAUCUUGGUUCUUGCAGCCCUUCAAAGUGCCCCCACAGAGCCGUCACAAGACGGCUGGGAUGGGUUCCCCAAUUCCGGACCGCGUCUCGACAUCCAAGCUCUAAUCCUCUCUCAUGCUGGCAUCAAUGUUGCAUUAGAUAUUUGGAUGUUCGUUCUUCCCUUAACUCAGCUGUAUAACCUUGGUUUAAAGGCGAGAAAGAAGAUUGGAAUCAUGCUCAUAUUUGGCGUGGGAAUAUUUCUUAUCGCAGUCAGCUGCAUCCGGAUACCGCACAUGUUGGACUUUAACAGAACCCUGAAUGCGACAUGUAAGAUCCCCAAUCCUAUCACUGAUACUUGA
Fusarium pseudograminearum CS3096 is the source of this 1011-nucleotide messenger RNA. RefSeq lists its product as uncharacterized. The record is from RefSeq and is a predicted model, not a curated record. The coding region runs from base 1 to 1011 and encodes 336 amino acids. The transcript is spliced from 7 exons. NCBI's taxonomy places the organism in Eukaryota, Fungi, Ascomycota, Sordariomycetes, Hypocreales, Nectriaceae.